AUGGACAUCGACUGCGAUGGUACCCAAGGAGGCCCAGCCGACGAUGGGCGAUGCGGAAAGUCAACCGAUACUCAAUCCCAGACUUCAUUCAAGGACGUAAUCGCAAGUUAUAAGAAGGGAGUGAGCGACCUCGAUGCAAAGAUCCACCCUUACGUUGUCUUUGGAAAUACCGGGACGAAGUCUGGGUAUACCAACUUCGACCCUGAACAAUAUGGAAUCGAGCCGUUGAGUGUCAUGGCUGUUGUUUGUGGUGAGAAGCUGGUAUAUGGCAUCUGGGGCGAUGAGAAUGGCGAUGAUGGGGACCACCCGAUGGUUGGCGAGGCCUCAAUAUCGCUAGCCACCGCAUGUUUUGGUCAAGGCGUCAAUGGCAACAGCGGACAUGACGAAGAUGAUGUACUGUACAUUGCAUUCCCUGGUUCCGACGCUGUCCCUGGCGCCGAUGGCGCUGACUGGGGAGCGAAGAGUCAGGCAGACUUCGCUAGCAGCAUUCAGUCCUUGGGGGACAAGCUGAUCAAACGCAUCGGUUCGACGGGGAAUUCAACAGGAGACUCAGAGCCAGACCCAACCACACAGGUACCGACCUCGACCUCCAGCGCUGCCUCAUACUCAGAACCGGCGCAGGCAUGUGCUUGGAGUGGACAUUGUGCUGGUAAGUGUUUUCGCAGGAUAGAGCUGUGCUUAAGCCAUUUCACCACCGAUGAUUAA
This is a messenger RNA of Neoarthrinium moseri, 705 nucleotides long. RefSeq lists its product as uncharacterized. The transcript has 2 exons. The record is from RefSeq and is a predicted model, not a curated record. NCBI's taxonomy places the organism in Eukaryota, Fungi, Ascomycota, Sordariomycetes, Amphisphaeriales, Apiosporaceae. Gene Ontology annotation, molecular function: chitosanase activity. The coding region runs from base 1 to 705 and encodes 234 amino acids.